GUGAUCAAUAUGGCGGAAUUUCAGAAAAAGAUGUCGGGAAAGGAAUUAUGAUAAAACAUCGAACAGAUGUGUUUAUCGGGGAUAUAGCUGGGUUAAUGUGAACUCAUAUGAUACAGUACUGUUAGUUACUCCACAUUACGGUCGUAAAGGUGAUCUGCAGCAAUCUGAGGAACUUUAUUUUGGUAAGACAUGGCAGACGAGCGCAGACAGAAGCAAUGCACUGUUGUGCUCCCCACCGAGUCAAUGAAGGUGAUGGCAGAGUCGGUGGGCGUGCAGCUGCAAGAGGAGAGCUGUGUGGCCCUGAGCGAGGAAGUAAGUUAUCGAAUUAAAGAAAUAGCACAAGAUGCCCUCAAGUUUAUGUCCCAUGGAAAACGGCGAAAACUGACCACUAGCGACAUUGAUAACGCUCUCAAACUGAAAAACGUAGAGCCCCUUUUCGGGUUCCAGACACAGGAGUUCAUCCCCUUUCGCUUCGCCAGCGGUGGAGGACGGGAGCUGCACUUCUACGAGGAGAAAGAGGUAGACCUUAGCGACAUAAUCAACACACCUCUCCCCAGGGUGCCCCUAGACGUCUCCCUCAAAGCUCACUGGUUAAGCAUCGAGGGGGUCCAGCCCGCCAUACCGGAGAACCCCCCGCCUGCCCCGAAGGAGCAGCAGAAAGCGGAGUCCACCGAGCCGCUGAAGGCGGUCAAACCGGGCCAGCAGGAGGAGGGCACGGGACAGGGCAAAGGACAGGGCGCGACCUCGGCGGAGGGCAGCAAGGUGAAGAAGGAGGGCAUGAUGCGCAUCAAGCCGCGCAGCACGCACGAGCUGUCCGUGGAGCAGCAGCUGUACUACAAGGAGAUCACGGAGGCGUGCGUGGGCUCGUGCGAGGCGAAGCGCGCAGAGGCGCUUCAGAGCAUCGCCACGGACCCGGGACUCUACCAGAUGCUGCCCCGGUUCAGCACCUUCAUUUCGGAGGGCGUGCGCGUCAACGUGGUGCAGAAUAACCUCGCGCUCCUCAUCUACCUGAUGCGCAUGGUCAAGGCUUUGAUGGACAACCCGACGCUGUACCUGGAGAAGUAUCUGCAUGAGCUGCUGCCCGCGGUGGUGACGUGUAUCGUCAGCAAGCAGCUGUGUCUGCGUCCGGACGUGGAUAACCACUGGGCACUACGCGACUUCGCAGCACGCCUCAUGGCACAGAGCUGCAAGACAUUCAGCACCACCACCAAUAACAUCCAGUCGAGAAUUACCAAGACAUUUACGCGCAGCCUACUGGACGAUAGGACCCAGUGGACGACGCGUUACGGCUGCAUAGCAGGUCUCUCUGAGCUGGGGGCGGACGUCAUUAAGACCCUGAUCGUACCGCGGCUCUCUGUGGAGGGAGCGCGCAUCAAGGCUGUCACAGAGGGCCCAGUGGUGUCCACUAUCGAUAAGAUCGGUGCGGAGCAUGUCCAGAGCCUGCUGCUGAAGCACUGUGCCAGCGUAGUGGCCAAGACGCGCUCGCUACCCGACACAGUGGACCAAUACCGGGCCGACUACGGCUACCUCGGACCGCUGCUCUGCUCUCAUGUAGUCAAGGCACGCGCACAGGCAGCACUGCAAGCACAGCAGGUGAACCGCACCACCCUGACCAUCACGCAGCCGCGGCCCUCUCUGACGGUGACCCAGGCAGGUCUGGGAUCCGGCACCAGCUCCGUGGGGGGCGGUGGGAGCAUGGGUGUUGGUUCGCGGCCCCCCAACAUCAUCAAGGUUCCCAGCUCGCUCACGCUCAUGUCCACGCGGCCCGGGACGCCGACCCAGCCCUCCCCGCCCGCCACCAAGUACAUCGUCAUGGGAACCAGCGCGGGCUCCGCCUCCACACAGCAGGUCAUCACGCUGACCUCCGCGGCGGGGGGGUCACCAGUUACCAGCACGGUCCCCAGUGUCACCCACGCACACACGCCCACUACCUUACAGCCUCUGGUCAAGGUGGAGGCGGGAGGGGGGCCCGCCGGUGGCGUGGGGGUCGGGGGGGCCAGGCCACUGCAGAAAUACAUAGUGGUGUCCCUCCCCACCUCCUCUUCCUCCUCCUCCUCCACCUCCUCCUCCGCGCUGGACAAGGGAGCUCACGGCACCUCCUCUCCCAUCACCAUGGAGACGCCAGGUGGGGUCAAGUUGGAGAGAUCGGAGUCACCUGCCGCCAGCACGCACUCGCCUCACUGAAGAGGGCACGCACAAACACACACACACACACACACACACACACACACACACACACACACACACACACUCUCACCACACACUCUGAACAUUAUUCACAUAUACACACAUUUGUCACACUGAAAAUGAGAGGCACACACACAGAGACCCACACUUUCACACGCUCCCUCUCCCACUCUUCACAAUGGACAAACACACACUGACCACAUACACACACUUGCAUAUCUGAAUAGUUUUUUUAUUUAUCCUAAUUUUUAUCCCCAUACAAAUUACCGAACCUCAGACACAGAAGCCCAUUGUAGUCCAGUGUGUUUGGAGAAGCCUGUGGGUGGGGGUGAGCCCCAAAAGUAAUUAAAGUGAUACCAUUUCUGGAAAUAAGCUCAUUUUACACCUAACCUGGAGUUAAAUAACUGAUUACUGAGCUUUACCUUUCUCCUGUACUUGAAGCUGUUCUCUUUGUCUAGUGAUGUUAUUUCUAGUUCCAUGCUAGCAACUAUCAUUGCAUCUUAUGGGACCAGCUAGCCGUUAGAUGGUCCCAUAAGAUUAAGUGAUAAUUGCUAGCUUCGAGGUAUAAUUUUUCGCUGCCAGAUUCAGAAAACGACUGGAAGUACAGGAUAGAGGUCAAUUAUUUAACUCAAGGGGAGGUGUAAAAUAAACCUUUUUCCAGAACAGUAAUGCUUUAAAAGUCUGAUGUGGGUUAUGUUUUGGACUGUAUGGUUCUGUUGGGCGUUUUUAAUGUGUUAGAUAGAUAUGGGUGUGAAGAUGGAGGAUAUAGCAGUGAGGGGGGGAAACAGUGAUGGAAAAAAAAGUGAAAAAUAUUUGAUAAGCUUAUAUGAUGCAUGACGCCUUGUGUCAGUCAAACAUUAUUAUU
Messenger RNA from Engraulis encrasicolus (European anchovy), 3052 nucleotides. It is a transcript of the gene taf6, whose product is annotated as TAF6 RNA polymerase II, TATA box binding protein (TBP)-associated factor. Lineage: Eukaryota; Metazoa; Chordata; Actinopteri; Clupeiformes; Engraulidae. The record is from RefSeq and is a predicted model, not a curated record. Bases 190 to 2184 code for a protein of 664 amino acids. Gene Ontology annotation, molecular function: RNA polymerase II general transcription initiation factor activity; protein heterodimerization activity; transcription coactivator activity. Gene Ontology annotation, cellular component: SAGA complex; transcription factor TFIID complex; SLIK (SAGA-like) complex. Gene Ontology annotation, biological process: RNA polymerase II preinitiation complex assembly; transcription initiation at RNA polymerase II promoter. The transcript has 5 exons.